AUGACGUUAGGAGAAGUCCAGAAAAAUCUCCCGUGGGUCGAGAAAUAUCGCCCAUCCAAAUUAGAAGAUUUAGUAUCACAUGAUGAUAUCAUAAAAACAAUAAAUCAAUUUAUGAAAGAGAACCAACUUCCUCAUUUGUUAUUUUAUGGUCCACCGGGAACUGGCAAAACUUCCACAAUACUUGCUUGUGCAAGGCAAAUGUACACACCACAACAGUUCAACUCUAUGGUGUUAGAACUGAAUGCAUCUGAUGAUAGAGGAAUAGGAAUUGUAAGAGGCCAAAUCCUUAGUUUUGCAUCUACCAGAACAAUUUUCAAAGCUGGCCCAAAAUUGAUAAUUUUGGAUGAAGCAGAUGCUAUGACAAAGGAUGCACAAAAUGCACUAAGGAGAAUAAUAGAGAAGUACACCGACAACGUUCGGUUUUGUAUAAUUUGUAACUACCUGGGCAAGAUCAUACCGGCGCUUCAGUCGCGAUGCACUCGCUUCAGGUUCGCGCCGCUGCAGCAGAGCCAGAUUGUGCCCCGGCUGAAGGAGAUCGCGGCCGCCGAAGGGGUAAAUAUGUCAGAGGAUGGUGUGAAAGCCCUGCUAACGUUGUCGGGCGGUGACAUGCGUAAAGUGUUGAACACACUGCAGAGCACGUGGCUAGCGUACCGUGACGUCACCGAAGACAAGGUGUACACGUGCGUGGGUCACCCGCUUAGGACCGACAUUAACGCUAUUAUCAACUGGCUACUCAACGAGAACGACUUCGCUGCCUGCUUCAAACACAUCCAAGAUGUGAAGCUUGCUAAGGGUUUAGCUCUCAGUGACAUAUUAACGGAGGUGCAUACAAUUAUACAAAGAUUAAAACUUCCCCCCGAAGUGUUGAUAGAUCUAUUGAUCAAGAUGUCGGAGUCCGAGGCGCGGUUGUCGAGCGGCUGUAGCGAGCGCGUAGAGCUGGCCGCGCUCAUAGCUGGCUUCCAGGCCGCGAGAGACCAAGUCAAAGUUGAACUUUAA
Molecule: messenger RNA, 996 nt
Organism: Chilo suppressalis (striped riceborer)
Lineage: Eukaryota; Metazoa; Arthropoda; Insecta; Lepidoptera; Crambidae
Source: the annotation of a GenBank genome assembly